CCUCCAUCACUUCCGGGUCUAACGGACGGGGUUGUGAAAAAAAUGGUUGUCACGAUAUUUAGCUUGCCAAUCUACAAAUGACAGAUACAUAUACAAUUAUACAGAGUACACUAUCCAUGUCAGGGUCCAAUAAGCAUUUUCGCAGUAUUGUGCAACUUUUUGUCAUAGACAGGAAUAUUUUAUCUUGUCUGCAAACCCACCGCGAAUUGGUUCACUGGUUCAAACCGUGCUGUGACUGACCCACCUCACAGAAUAGUGUGGUAGAAGGCUAGCUAGGCGAGGAGGUCUGUACUGUGUUCAUAACUAAUGCUCUUUUUGCCCAAGACUGCUGAGUGACUUAACCAGGUGGUGUUGGCACCUUUGUGUGUCAUCUCAUUCCAAGUCCCAGAGGAACCUUACAGUAGAAGAUGAACGGCCUGUCCAUUAGAGAGCUCUGCUGCCUGUUCUGCUGCCCUCCUUGCCCCAGCCGCAUCGCAGCCAAGCUGGCCUUCCUCCCUCCAGAGCCCACCUACUCCAUGCUGCCUGACCCGGAGGCUACAGCUGCGGCAGCAGCCGGGACCACGCCAGGGGGUGCUCCCCCCUCUCUGGGGGCUCCAGGCCUGCGAUCCCGGCUGGGUGGUGGUGCGGGAGACAGAGGUGGUGGUGGUGGUGGAGGGGGAGGAGGUGGCGGAGAGGGCAGGUGGAAGCUCCAUCUGACAGAGAGGGCGGAGUUCCAGUACACUCAGAGAGAGCUGGACAUGACAGAUGUGUUCCUGACCAGGUCCAGCCGGGGGAACAGGGUGGGCUGCAUGUACAUCCGAUGUGCCCCCAACGCCAGGUUCACAGUGCUAUUCUCCCAUGGUAAUGCAGUAGAUUUGGGUCAGAUGAGUAGCUUCUACAUUGGCCUGGGCACUCGUAUCAACUGCAACAUCUUCUCCUACGACUACUCUGGCUACGGUGUCAGCACCGGCAAACCCUCAGAGAAGAACCUCUACGCUGACAUAGACGCUGCCUGGCACGCCCUGCGCUCGCGGUAUGGCAUCAGCCCAGAGAACAUCAUCCUGUAUGGGCAGAGUAUUGGCACAGUACCAACAGUGGACCUGGCGUCCAGGUUUGAGUGUGCUGCUGUGGUGCUCCACUCCCCUCUCACCUCUGGCAUGAGGGUGGCUUUCCCCGACACCAAGAAGACGUACUGCUUCGACGCCUUUCCCAACAUAGAGAAGGUGUCUAAGAUCCCAUCCCCGGUGCUGAUCAUCCACGGGACGGAGGACGAGGUGAUAGACUUCUCCCAUGGCCUGGCUCUGUUUGAGCUCUGUCCCAAGGCUGUGGAGCCACUCUGGGUGGAGGGGGCGGGACACAACGACAUAGAGCUGUACAGCCAGUACCUGGAGAGACUACGGCGCUUCAUCAACCAAGACCUGGCUGCAGCACACGCCUGAGUGAGGAGGUGAGGGUGUGUGUGUGUGUGAGGAGCUGUACAACAUCAAACUACAGCCUUAAGUCUGUAGAAAAGGAGCAUCCACUAUGCUGUAAAUGUGUCUGGCUGUGUGUCUGGCUGUGUGUCUGUGGUUGAGGUUGUGUGUAUUGACUCAUGGGAAUGAAGGAUCUUGAUAUCUGACACCUGUCAGACGCCUGGAUACGUGUUCCUAGAGACUUCCUGAGGCAGAGCAUUUGUGCACUACGAACUGUCUUCUCUGUGUACAUGUAUGUAUGUACGUACAACUCCCAGAGUUGAAGAUGCUCUCUGUAUGGACCUGAGCUGACAUCACUCCUCCCUGUGUCUGCAGUGGACAUCUGUCUGUCUACUUUUCUGUCUCUCUCCCCGUCUCUCUCUCUCCUUGUCUCUCUAAUAAUGAACAUUUCUCUCUGGAUUUCUUUCAACUAUCCUGUCCUAACUAAGGACUAGGGCGAAGAAUAGAACUGGCCUUUGAGAGUCUAAGAGAAAGUCUGCUCUCCUGUGUGUUUGUCUUUGGCUGUAGAAGGCAGCCAUUUGAACUUCUUCUGAGUUAAAGGUUGUGAUAACUGAGUGAGAGUGGGGAAUGCAGGAUGUACUGCAGUAUUACUCUGACUAGUUGUUUUGACUGUUGCCUGUCCAUGUUAUCUAAUGUGUCUGAAGUGAAAGGGUUGUGGAGACAUUGAUGUCUCUGAAGCCUGAGAUGAACAUGGAGAGUCUGAUCCCAGAUCUGUUUUUGAUCACAAACCAAUCUUGAAUCAGGCAACAAAAACAUAUAUCUAGUUUGUUUUCUUCUGUAAGGAGACCUCUGUCUCUUGAUAGAUUCCUAAUGUGAAUGAACUAUAGUGGGAAAAACGUUUGAGAAAAUAAUGUUCAUUUAUAUCCAGUCUUCUCUGUGGCUCUUGAGACGGGUCCGUUGACUCAUGACGAUAGAGAGAGCAGGACAGUGGAUGGUGUCCGUGAGGCUGUCUCAACUGGCAUUUUCUGUUACAUUUGAUCGCACAUAUACACUAUAUAUACAAAAGUAUGUGGACACCCCCUCAUAAGUGGAUUUGUCUAUUUCAGCCACACCGGUUGCUGACGGGUGUAUAAAAUCAAGCACACAGCCAUGCAUUCUCCAUAGAGAAACAUUGGCAGUAGAAUGGCCUUACUGAAAGAGCAGUGACUUUCAAUGUGGCACCAUCAUAGGAUGCCAUCUUUACAACAAGACAGCUCAUCAAAUUUCUGCCCAGCUAGAGCUGCCCCGGUCAACUGUAAGUGCUGUUAUUCUGAAGUGGAAUCUGCUAGGAGCAACAACGGCUCAGCCGAGAAGUUGUAGGCCAUACAAGCUCACGGAAUGGGACCGCCGAGUGCUGAAGUGCGUAAAAAUGGUCUGUCCUCAGUUGCAACACUCACUACCGAGUUCCAAACUGCCUCUGGAAGCAACAUCAGCACAAUAACUGUUUGUGGGGAGCUUCAUGAAAUGCCAAGUAGCCGCAUACAAGCGUAAGAUCACCAUGCGCAAUGCCAAGUGUCGGUGGGAGUGGUGUCGCUGCCAUUGGACUCUGGAGUAGUGGAAACGCUUUCUCUGGCCUGCACAGAGCCCUGACCUCAAUCCCAUCGAACCCCUUUGGGAUGAAUUGGACCGCCGACUGCGAGCCAGGCCUAAUCGCCCAACAUCAGUGCCCGGCCUCACUAAUGCUCUUGUGGCUGAAUGGAAGCAAGUCCCCGCAGCAAUGUUCCAACAUCUAGUGGAGAGCCUUCCCAGAAGAGUGGAGGCUCUUAUAGCAGCAAACGGGGGACCAACUUCAUAUUAAUAAUGCCAAUGAUUUUGGAAUGAGAUGUUCGACGAGCAGGUGUCCACAUACGUUUGGUCAUGUAGUGUAUGAAAUGGUUGUUCACUUUGCUGCUAUUCAACUGUCACUUGCAUAAGACUAUUCCUGAGGACUAUUCCUCAUGAGAAAUAAAUGGUGUUUAUAGCAUCUUAUAAAUAUAACACUUUGACUGACUUUCUGAGAUCUGAAAGGAAUACAAAGUCAUUCAUUCACAUUUAUCCUCAAUCUUUAAUCGUGCAUUUCCCUCUCAAAGUAAUACAAAUGUUUAUAGUGUAUAGCGGAGCCACAGAGUUCGUCAAAGUGUUAGAAAUGUUGAAUUUUAAUUGGGUUCCAUGGUGGUUCUAAGUCAAUAGCAUGGAGCCAACAUGGAUGCCAGUUUCUUGAACUGAUGAUACAAUGUCUGGUGUAUAGGAGCUUUUCUAUGGUGGCAGUAUUGAUCCAAGCCAUAAACGAGCCUUUCACUGUUAGUGUGGUGCAGGUUCCACCACAUCAGUCCACACACACACACACACACAGAGCGCGCAAGCAUGAUAAGCAGGUCUUAAGUUCAGCACUAUUGUACAAAGCAUCCAAAGUGUAGUUGAAAAUAUAAUGUUUGUGUCUCCUUUGCAUUGUUGACUACCUGCCCCCAGAAAGACCAGAAGCAAGGAUUCUAGGAAUGACCUAGUCAUAGAAUACUGAAGUUACUGUCAGUUACAGUAACUCUCUAUUGAGGGGACACUGUAUGUUGAUGAUUAAACAAUGCAUAACACUGCAGUCAUCCUGGGUCAAAGUGGCACUUUGUAGGUGGCUGUUUUUCUGGGAUCAUUUUGAACAGGAAUCUAAUUCCAUUUUCACAGUAUGCUGUGUGUCACCAGACCCAAGGUGGAAAUCCCUCAGGCUCCCGUGCCAGACUCUUCAGGGUUCUAGGCUGGUUAGGGUUCUAAGCUCUCCAGGGUUCUAAGCUCUCCUAAGAUACAAUGAGACUAGACCUGACUGUCAGUUGUCAUUACUGUACACUACUGUAUGGGUUCUUGCUAAGAAGGUCUCAAAAUAUAAUGGGGACUAAUUAACACAGUGGUUCAUUGAGACUGAAUAGAGAAUAGUCUCACUCACUAUGAUAAUGAAGUGAGGUAUCAAUAUUCUGACAACUUUAUGCAUGUCCAUUAUUUGUGUUUUGCUGGGCAAGUGUUGGGGUAUGUAACGUAGUGUGUGUGAUGCCAGAGGGAAAAUGUCAACUCAAGGUAUCGUGCUUUUUAAACGGGGGUAUAGAUUUAGUUGUUUUUUUAUUACUGAAACUAAACUAAUGUAUUGUUUUUGACUUUUGUGCUAGUUUGGAUGGGGAAAGGCUGGGUGGGGAUAGAACAUGAGGGUGUGGUUUAUAUAUGGUUAUUGUAGUUACCUAUUCUGUUUCUAUUAUGAUUUGUAAUAUGAAAAAAUGACUGACAAUAUGAUGUAAUGUCAUUAAUUCAGAGGACUGAAUCUUGACCUUUUUAUUGACAAUGGGGGAAAAACAAUAAACAAUUAUGUACAAAAAUAUAAACUUGUGUUGUUGAUUCUGUGAAUCCAUUUAGUACAAUGGAAAGAAAGUAUGUGAACCCUUUAGAAUUACCUGGAUCUCUGCAUAAAUUGGUCAUAAAAUUGUAUCUGAUCUUCAAGUCACAACCAUAGACAAACACAGUCUGCUUAAAGUAAGAAUAAACCAUUAUAAUUCUUCAUCUCUUUAUUGAUCAUACCGUGUAAACAUUCACAU
Oncorhynchus nerka (sockeye salmon) is the source of this 4978-nucleotide messenger RNA. Its product is annotated as alpha/beta hydrolase domain-containing protein 17A-like. The record is from RefSeq and is a predicted model, not a curated record. The transcript is spliced from 6 exons. NCBI's taxonomy places the organism in Eukaryota, Metazoa, Chordata, Actinopteri, Salmoniformes, Salmonidae. The coding region runs from base 408 to 1418 and encodes 336 amino acids. Gene Ontology annotation, molecular function: palmitoyl-(protein) hydrolase activity. Gene Ontology annotation, cellular component: endosome membrane; plasma membrane. Gene Ontology annotation, biological process: regulation of postsynapse organization; protein depalmitoylation.